Theobroma cacao (cacao) is the source of this 2911-nucleotide messenger RNA. RefSeq names its product sulfate transporter 1.3-like. Gene Ontology annotation, cellular component: membrane. Gene Ontology annotation, biological process: sulfate transmembrane transport. Gene Ontology annotation, molecular function: secondary active sulfate transmembrane transporter activity. Lineage: Eukaryota; Viridiplantae; Streptophyta; Magnoliopsida; Malvales; Malvaceae. The record is from RefSeq and is a predicted model, not a curated record.
CACGUUUAACUCAAUCGAUCCUAUAACUAAGAUUAUGUAGAAGACAAGUUAACAUAAACAAGAGCUUGGAGGGUUUCCAUGUUGUAUGGGUCAGUUUGGUGUCCGGGAGAAGUUGGAACUGUUGAUUUUCUAGGCAAAUGAGGCAUGCCAAAAGCAAUGUUUUCAGUUCCUAUAUUUUUUUUCCAAAAAUAUAGGAUAGGAAAGGAAAAAAAAAAACAGAAAAUGGCUAGAAAAUGAAUGGCAAUGUUGGGUUCAUUGAACCUGGACGAGAUUUGGGUUCUUUCCUGUUGAUCUUCUUCUAGCAGUGGUUUAUUAGUUUAUAUAUCAGAAUCAUUAAAAAUGCAGAGAAAGAGGAGGACCAUCAAGUGUGGGAAGCGAAAAGAUUCUCUGGUGAAGUAAAAAGCUUUGAAAAUCUUUAACAAGGUGGCUGGUUUGGGUGGGGUGGGUUCUUCCACUAUCAAUGGCUUCAAUGUGAAGUAUAUGAAAAAAAGUGAGGACUUAUUUAAGCAAGAUCUUCCUUCUUCCAAGUACAACAAGUCUUUGCAGUCUCUAAACCUCCAUCCACUUUCUUUGAUAAGUGACAUGGCUUCUCAGGCUCAUUCAAAUGUUGAGGAGGGUGAAACAAAAGAGAUGGACAUUAGAAGCCUGUCAUCCUCACACUACUCUGUGUAUAACACACAGUAUCUUCACAAGGUAGGAGUUCCCCCUAAGCAAAACCUCUUCAGGGAAUUCACAGCCACUGUGAAAGAAACAUUCUUCCAUGAUGAUCCUCUGCGUCCCUUCAAGGAUCAACCAAGGUCUCGAAAGUUUAUCCUAGGCAUCCAGGCCAUUUUCCCCAUUCUUGAAUGGGCAAGGGGUUACAGCUGGAGAAAACUUAGAGGUGAUCUCAUUGCUGGACUGACUAUUGCAAGUCUCUGCAUUCCUCAGGAUAUUGGUUAUGCAAAGCUAGCAAACUUGGAUCCACAGUAUGGGCUUUACUCCAGCCUUGUUCCACCAUUGAUUUAUGCCUUCAUGGGAAGUUCAAGAGAUAUUGCCAUUGGACCAGUCGCUGUGGUAUCUCUUUUACUGGGGACUAUGCUUUCAAGUGAGAUUGACCCCAUCAAAAAUAAAGCUGAGUAUCGGAGGCUUGCAUUUACGGCUACCUUUUUUGCUGGGAUUACUCAAGCAACUCUUGGUUUUCUCAGGUUGGGCUUUUUGAUUGACUUCCUGUCCCAUGCUGCCAUUGUGGGGUUUAUGGCUGGAGCUGCUGUCACAAUUGCCCUCCAACAGCUUAAGGGUCUUCUUGGUAUAAAAGACUUCACAAAGAAAUCAGAUAUUAUUUCUGUAAUGAACUCCGUAUGGGGCAACGUCCACCACGGAUGGAACUGGCAGACUAUACUGAUUGGAGUUAGCUUUUUAUCUUUCCUUCUGUUUGCCAAGUACAUUGGAAAGUCGAACAGGAAAUUAUUCUGGGUGCCUGCAAUAGCUCCAUUGAUAUCUGUUAUUCUCUCCACCUUUUUUGUUUAUAUAACGCAUGCAGAAAAGAAAGGAGUUCAGAUUGUGAAGCAAAUUGAGAAAGGAAUCAAUCCCUCAUCUGUGCAUCAAAUUUAUUUCAGUGGUGACUAUCUUCUAAAAGGUUUGAAGAUUGGUGUCGUGGCUGGUAUGAUAGCAUUGACGGAAGCUGUAGCCAUUGGAAGAACUUUUGCUUCAAAGAAAGACUAUCAAAUAAAUGGAAACAAAGAAAUGGUGGCACUGGGAGCAAUGAAUGUCGUUGGUUCAAUGACUUCCUGCUAUGUGGCCACAGGUUCAUUUUCUCGAUCAGCAGUAAAUUACAUGGCUGGGUGCGAAACUGCAGUCUCUAAUAUCAUUAUGUCCUGUGUUGUAUUUCUAACCUUAGAAUUCAUAACACCUCUUUUCAAGUACACCCCAAAUGCUAUUCUCGCUUCCAUCAUCAUAUCUGCUGUGAUUGGGCUUAUCGAUGUUCCGGCAGCAAUUUUAAUAUGGAAGAUUGAUAAAUUUGAUUUUGUUGCAUGCCUGGGAGCAUUUCUUGGAGUAGUCUUUUCAUCAGUUGAGAUAGGCCUCUUAAUUGCUGUCACAAUAUCCUUUGCUAAAAUCCUCUUACAAGUUACUAGGCCUCGAACUGCUAUUCUUGGGAAGCUCCCUAGGACUUCUGUGUACCGAAAUAUCCAACAAUAUCCAGAAGCAGCUAAAGUUCUAGGGCUUCUGAUCGUGAGAGUUGAUUCUGCUAUUUACUUUUCCAACUCUAAUUAUGUCAAGGAGAGGAUACUGAGAUGGUUGAUGGAUGAAGAAGAGCUAGUGAAAGCUGCAUGCCAGCCAACAAUCCAGUUUUUGAUAGUUGAGAUGUCACCUGUGACUGACAUUGAUACCAGUGGCAUCCAUGCCUUGGAAGAAUUACACAGGAGUCUAGGGAAAAAAGGUGUUCAGCUUAUUCUGGCAAAUCCUGGACCAACGGUGAUUGACAAGCUUCAUGCUUCAGAUUUUGCAAAUUUAAUUGGUGAAGACAGGAUCUUCCUGACUGUUUCAGAUGCAGUUUCAUCAUGUUCCCCAAAACUGGUGGAAGAAGUAUGAACAACGAGAAAUGUUGCUGUAUAACAGAAAUGAGAGCAGAUAUACAUGUGCAGUAGUGAGAGAGGGAUCUCAGAUGCAGCUCAAUAAUGAAGGGGCCAAUUAUAAAGAUGGUUCAAGUGGGGUGGCUGAGAUCAUGUAUAGUCCAGAGGGACAAAACACAAGUGUACAAUGUGCUUGGGGAUAAGGUUUAGGUUUUAAAUUUGCAAAUAUGUCUAUAUAUAUAUAUUAUCCAAUGUUUUUUCUUUUCCUGUUAACCUAUGGAAUCACACAUCAAAAUCAAAGGGUUUUGUAUGCUUUUCAGGAAUUUUGAUUCCUCUUAAUAUACACUUUUAUCACUUCCAUG